AUGUUAACUCAAAGGAAUCCUGGCGUUUAUGAAAUCGAGGAUCUUACGGGUGCUAUAGAAGUCGAUCUUAAAGAAUCAACCUUCCACAAAGGUCUUUUUACCGAUGGCUGUAUAAUGAUGUUGGAGGGCCGAUCUAUUGGUGGUGUAUUUCGUGUUAGUGCUGUUGGUCUUGCACCAAUUGAAAGUGCCAAGAUGACAAGAAAUUACUUUGGAAUAACGAAUUGGUUUGGUGGUAAGGGUACCGUUGCCUGUGGGUCGCAGAUUCGACUUCGUACACUAUGCGAACGAAAUGAUAGAGCAAGGUUCAUCCUUAUGUCAGAUGUAUGGCUGGAUGAUUCAAGGAUAUUGAAUGCAAUCAACGAACUUAUAUUUGCUUUCACAGAUUCCCAGCUGCUUGCAUUCAUUAUAUGUGGUAAUUUUUGUUCUCAGGUGGGUACAGCUGACGCAUAUCAUCGCAUUUAUGAUGGAUUUAGCCACUUGGCAGCUAUUUUGCAAAAAGAUGUAUUAGCUGAUCGUAAUGUUCACUUUAUAUUCAUUCCUGGUCCAGAUGAUCCAUCGCUAAAUUCUAUACUUCCACGGCCACCGUUACCAUUUGAACUUUUUGAACUGAUGAAAGAUGUACCUAAUUGUUCGUUUGCAUCAAACCCAUGCCGUAUACAAUACACCAAUCAAGAAAUUGUCAUCAUGCGUCAUGAUUUGGUCGAAAAAAUGUGCAGAAAUAGUAUUCAUAUGCCGUCGACCACUGCGGACAUUCCAGAACACUUCUGUCAUACAGUCGCUUCGGUUGGUCACUUAUCGCCACUACCGCUGCAUAUAUCACCUGUUAUUUGGCAAAUGGAUAGCUACCUUACAUUGUACCCAUUACCGGAUCUUGUUGUCAUCGCGGACAAAUUCGAACAUUUCCAUUACCAAUUAGAAGGCACUCUUUUCGUUAAUCCAGGGUCAUUUGCUCGUACUGACCUCAAUUUUUAUGUAUAUUAUCCAGCGUUGCGUAUUGUCGAGGUAUGUUCUGCUGAUCGGAAAGCUACUGGAGGUCCUGAAUAA
Loa loa (African eye worm) is the source of this 1044-nucleotide messenger RNA. Its product is annotated as DNA polymerase epsilon subunit 2. Gene Ontology annotation, molecular function: DNA binding. Gene Ontology annotation, cellular component: epsilon DNA polymerase complex. Bases 1 to 1044 code for a protein of 347 amino acids. Gene Ontology annotation, biological process: error-prone translesion synthesis; DNA-templated DNA replication. NCBI's taxonomy places the organism in Eukaryota, Metazoa, Nematoda, Chromadorea, Rhabditida, Onchocercidae. The record is from RefSeq and is a predicted model, not a curated record. The transcript has 6 exons.